Molecule: messenger RNA, 7712 nt
Organism: Drosophila rhopaloa
Lineage: Eukaryota; Metazoa; Arthropoda; Insecta; Diptera; Drosophilidae
Gene: fred
Product: hemicentin-2
Exons: 10
Coding region: 518-4867 (1449 amino acids)
Biological process (GO): cell-cell adhesion
Cellular component (GO): cell-cell junction
Molecular function (GO): cell adhesion molecule binding
Source: RefSeq, a predicted model, not a curated record
ACGGGCGGCAAAGCGGAAAACUCGGAAAAGUCGGGGAGAACCGAACGGAGAGUCCUAGAAAUAAAUACAAAAAAUUGGAAAAGCCGAAGAAACGCGAGUGCAAGAAAAACGUUGCAGUGGAAAUUGCGGACAGGCGGAAACCGCGUUUCGCUUACAUUGUCCAGGCAUCUCGAGUGCUUAAAUAUUUCAAAAGGCAUUUCAUCAUCGCUACAAAAUCAAUUCUCGAGUGAGCCUUUAAGCAGGCAUUGACAACAAAUUGAAACCGAAAUUAAAAACACAAAAACGCAAACCGCAGAAACAAAAACCGAUAUGUGUCUCGGGACAAUCAUCAAAAUUGCAUUGCCAUUGCGACAUUAAAAUGCAAUUUGUGCGGGUCGCCGACUCCAGUGACUGUCAAACCGUUGCCUCUUUAGCGGAUUAAUGUUUCUGUAAAUACCAAUCUGCCACCCAAAGAGCCGGACGAAAAAAAAAAUAUAGGCUGAAAACGGAAAAUUCAUCAGCAACAACACAGUCAAACAUGUCGACCAUAAUGCUGCUCAUUAUCGGUCACCUUUGGCUCUCGAUUGGCCUGAUCUCCGGGGACGAUUCGCUGGACACGCGUGAGGGCGUCGAUCUGGUGCUCAAGUGCCGCUUCACCGAGCAUUACGACUCAACCGAUUUCACCUUCUACUGGGCGCGAUGGACCUGCUGCCCCACAUUGUUCGAGAACGUGGCCAUUGGCGAUGUGCAGCUCAACUCGAAUUAUCGCUUGGACUUUCGACCGAGUCGUGGAAUUUAUGAUCUGCAAAUCAAGAACACGUCUUAUAAUCGGGAUAAUGGACGCUUUGAGUGUCGAAUCAAGGCGAAGGGGACGGGAGCGGAUGUCCAUCAGGAGUUCUACAAUUUGACGGUGCUGACAGCUCCUCAUCCUCCGAUGGUCACUCCCGGAAAUUUGGCAGUGGCCACCGAGGAAAAGCCGCUGGAAUUGACUUGCAGCAGUAUUGGUGGUUCACCGGAUCCAAUGAUAACCUGGUACCGGGAGGGCAGCACCGUGCCGCUGCAGUCGUAUGCGCUGAAGGGCGGAUCGAAGAACCACUAUACCAACGCCACCCUGCAGAUUGUUCCCCGAAGGGCCGACGAUGGCGCCAAGUACAAAUGCGUUGUCUGGAAUCGUGCCAUGCCCGAGGGUCAUAUGCUGGAGACCAGCGUCUCGUUGAAUGUCAACUAUUACCCUCGCGUAGAGGUGGGCCCCCAAAAUCCUCUGCGAGUGGAACGCGAUCAUGUGGCAAAACUGGAGUGUAGAGUGGAUGCCAAGCCGAUGGUCAGCAAUGUUCGAUGGUCUCGCAAUGGUCAAUAUGUGAGUGCCACGCCCACACACACUAUAUAUAGAGUGAAUCGUCAUCAUGCCGGGAAAUACACCUGCAGUGCGGACAAUGGUUUGGGCAAAACCGGGGAAAAGGAUAUAGUUCUGGAUGUCCUUUAUCCCCCGAUUGUGGUUAUAGAAUCGAAAACCCACGAGGCGGAGGAGGGAGAAACUGUUUUGAUUCGUUGCAAUGUCACCGCAAAUCCUACACCCAUUAAUAUUGAAUGGUUGAAGGAAGGAGCUCCCGAUUUCCGAUACACGGGAGAGCUUUUGACCCUGGGUUCUGUGAGAGCUGAACAUGCUGGCAACUAUAUUUGCCGAUCGGUGAAUAUAAUGCAACCAUUUAGUUCUAAAAGGGUAGAGGGCGUGGGUAAUUCCACGGUGGCCUUGUUAGUUCGACAUCGUCCGGGACAGGCGUAUAUAACCCCCAAUAAGCCCGUCGUUCAUGUCGGCAAUGGCGUGACCUUGACCUGUUCAGCAAAUCCACCAGGAUGGCCUGUUCCCCAAUACCGAUGGUUCCGCGACAUGGACGGUGAUAUAGGAAAUACGCAAAAAAUCCUGGCACAAGGUCCCCAAUACUCGAUACCCAAAGCCCACUUGGGUAGCGAGGGAAAAUACCAUUGUCAUGCGGUGAAUGAGUUGGGAAUCGGUAAAAUAGCCACCAUCAUUUUAGAAGUACAUCAGCCACCUCAGUUUCUGGCCAAACUGCAGCAACACAUGACUCGAAGGGUUGGUGAUGUGGACUAUGCGGUGACUUGCAGUGCCAAAGGAAAGCCCACUCCGCAAAUUCGAUGGAUCAAAGAUGGCACCGAGAUUUUACCCACUCGAAAAAUGUUGUUCGAUAUAAGAACCACGCCCACCGAUGCCGGUGGUGGAGUGGUGGCGGUGCAGAGUAUCCUGAAAUUCAGGGGCAAAGCCAGGCCCAAUGGAAACCAACUGCUGCCAAACGACAGAGGUCUAUACACUUGUCUAUACGAAAACGAUGUGAAUUCGGCCAAUUCUUCGAUGCAUUUGAGGAUCGAACACGAGCCCAUAAUCAUUCACCAGUACAACAAGGUGGCCUACGAUCUGCGGGAAUCAGCUGAGGUCGUUUGCCGGGUUCAGGCAUAUCCAAAACCUGAGUUUCAAUGGCAAUUCGGAAACAAUCCUUCGCCGUUGACCAUGUCUUCGGAUGGACACUACGAAAUCAGUACAAGGAUGGAGAAUAAUGACAUAUACACUUCCAUCUUGAAGAUAGCCCACUUACAGCACUCCGAUUACGGGGAAUAUAUAUGCAGAGCGGUCAAUCCCUUGGAUAGCAUAAGAGCUCCUGUGAGAUUGCAGCCCAAAGGAGCGCCGGAAAAGCCGAUGAAUCUAAAAAUCCUCGAGGUGGGUCACAAUUAUGCUGUCUUGAAUUGGCAACCGGGAUUCAAUGGAGGCUUUACGAACACUAAAUACUUGGUGAGCUAUAGGCGAGUGACCACGCCCAGGGAGCAGACCUUGUCCGAUUGUUCGGGUCACGGUUACAUACCCAGCUACCAGAUAAGCAGUUCGUCCAGUAACUCCAACCACGAAUGGAUCGAAUUCAAUUGCUUUAAGGAAAACCCCUGUAAACUGUCGCCUUUAGAUCAGCAUCAGAGUUACAUGUUCAAGGUUUAUGCUCUGAACUCCAAGGGAUCUUCGGGCUAUUCGAAUGAUAUAUUAGCCACCACUAAAGUCAGUAAGAUUCCACCGCCCUUGCACGUGAGCUAUGAUCCCAAUUCGCAUGUGUUGGGCAUUAAUGUGGCCGCCACGUGCUUGUCCCUGAUUGCGGUGGUGGAAUCACUGGUCACUCGGGACGCCACUGUGCCCAUGUGGGAGAUUGUGGAGACCUUGACCCUGCUUCCCUCGGGCAGUGAAACGACCUUCAAGGAGGCGGUGAUCAGUCAAAUGUCGAGACCCGCCCACUACACCACGGCCACCACAUCGGGUCGGAGUCUGGGGGCAGGCGGAGGGGGUGGUGGCUCGCACCUGGGCGAGGAUCGCACCAUGGCCUUGGCGGAGACAGCGGGUCCGGGUCCCGUGGUGCGGGUGAAACUGUGCCUCAGGUCCAACCACGAACAUUGCGGAGCCUACGCCAAUGCAGAAAUUGGCAAGUCCUACAUGCCGCACAAAUCCUCCAUGACAACCUCUGCGUUGGUGGCCAUCGUCAUCGCCUCGAUUUCGUUCCUGGUCUUCCUGGCCCUCCUCUACGCUUUUUGUCGCUGUCGCCGGAGAAACGCCUCCAAAAAAGAAAGUGGGUCGACGGGAGGAGGAGCCUCGAGUGCCUCGAACACCGGCUCAAAUCCAGGAGCCACGGUGGCCAAGGAGUACGACCUUGAUCUGGACGCCAGCAGAAGACCUUCGCUUAGUCAGGACCCACAGCAAUCGCAGCAGCAGCCUCCACCGCCGCCCCCUUACUACCCCACUGGAAGUCUGGACUCCAAGGACAUUGGCAAUGGUAAUGGUGGGCGGGAACUGACCCUCACCGCCCUCCACGAUCCCGAUGAGCAGCUGAAUAUGCAACAGCAGCAGCAGCACCACAAUAGCCACGGCCAGUACCAACAGCCCAAGGCCAUCCUGGGAAUCUACGGGGGAGUGGGCGGUGCGGGGGGCAAUGGAUCCGGCGGACAGCAUCCACAUUCGAACGGCUACGGCUAUCAUGUGACAAGUGCCAUCGGCGUGGACGGCGACAGCUAUCAAGUGCUGCCCUCCGCCGCCAACUCAGCAACCGGCUCCCACGGACAUGGAAGCGGACAUGGACAUGGACAUGGCCACGGACUAGGAGCCGGAGAGUCAGGACCACUUGAGGCGAUGCCAGCAACAUGCAACAUCAGUGGCAGCAGCAGCAACAUUAACCCAAUGCAGCAGCAACAUCCAGCACGCGCCAAUUUAACGAGCCAACCCACCAUCGCCAACACCACCACCAACAACUACAACAACAACAACAACAAUCACUCCGACAACAGCACCACCAACAACACCAACAAUUGCACCACCCUGAAACGCAGCCAUUUGGGAAAUAGAGAAAGGGAAAGAUCCCAAGUAACCGCAGCCACAGCGGCGACAACAACAGCAUUGGCAACCACCAUAACAACAACAUCUCGUAACGCCAAGGCAGCAACAACAACAACCACACUAGCCAUCACAGGGUCCAGCAACACUUCGAACGAGAACAACUACAGUAAUGCCAGGGAUCUGUCGCAGGAGGCAUUGUGGCGCCUCCAAAUGGCCGCCGCCCAGUCGCAGCAGAUUUAUGUGGAACGGCCACCGUCGGCAUUCAGUGGCCUGGUCGACUACAGUGGCUACUCGCCGCACAUCCCGACGGUCACCAGCUCCCUCAGCCAGCAGAGUUUCAGUCCCACGCAGCAGUUGGCGCCCCACGAAAUGCUGCAGGCAGCCCAGCGGUAUGGAACUCUCAGGAAAUCCGGAAAACAACCGCCUCUGCCGCCGCAGCGAAAGGACUUGCAACAGCAGGCGAAGCCACCACAGCAAAUGGCGGAUAUUAUACAGGAUUUGGCAAAUUAAACUAAUUGCCAGUUAAGAGACAACAACCCGCAACAAAAAUGGCAACCAAAUACAUUUUGACAUAAGCAUUAAAGUAAGUAAGUAGCAAAUAAAAAUAGAGAAACACAUGCAUAAAAAAUUAAAAUGUUUAGCUGUUUAAGUGGCGUGAAAAUUGCUAACUAUGCGAGUAUAAAAAGCAAAACAAGAGAAAACUUGCCUAUUUCGACCAAAAACCCAGAAAAAAUGAUGUAAAUGUGAACUAUAUACUGAAAUACAUGAAAAGAGUAAUAAGUAAAACACGAAAAUGCUAGGAAUCAAUACAAGAAUUUAAAUUGACAUUUAAUUAGAUCAGGCGAAACAUGAAAAUUAACAUCGAAAGAAAAAAAUAUGUAAAUUGUCUUCUGGAAAAAGUAUUAACAUGUAUUUGUUUCUUUUUAAGUUAUUGGCUUAAUUAUUUAAACAGUAUUGUUGCUCAAAAAACUAGUAUAGAUCAAUAUAAGAAUACUUUCCGAGGACUAUUUUUUUCGAUAAGAAUAAAUAAACUCAUAAAAAGAACAUUCGAAUAAUAUUUCCAAAACAACCCCAUUUGUACAAAAGUACAAAUCGAAUUUUUUAUUUAUGUUUAAAUAAUAAUGUAUUCUAUACUUUUUGAACAUGUGGCCAAAAUAUUGAGGUCCAUGGCGACAAACUGCAAAAACACCGCCAUAAUAUUCUGGUCAAAUCAUUGUUAAACCGACAGCCAAACACAAAAGCCACCUUUUGAGGUUUCUAUGCUUUUUUUAGAGCCAGUUUGCAGAAUAUGGAAAUUGUGUUCGUUUAAAUCAAAUAAAAGAGACAAAAUGUUCAUUUAAUUGCUUUUCCAGCCAGUCGGCCAAAAUAAGCAUGACCAAUAAAAAUCAAACUUCGACACAAUGCGAAAAAAGGGGAAAGGUUGGCAAAAGUUUUCGACUUCUCAUUAGCUUUUGUCUCCAUUGGGGCAUUAAAUUGGAACGAAUAUUUGUUUGCUCGGUUCGACUAAUUGCGCUGCUAAUUUCAAUUGUUCGCAUUGUCGGCGAGCAAUAAUAAUGCAAAAAUUGUAAUUACAAAUUAACAAUUGGUCGUCUGGGUCCCUCGAUGACCUAAAAUUAGAUUGUGUAAAUUUGCAAAUUAAUUUGCCAUUGCACAAAGCCCUCAGUGCCAUUCAGUAUUUGGCGAAAUCAGAGCACACAAUAUAAAUUUAUUUACUUGUGCAAUCUGUAAAUAGUAGACAUGGAGUCAUUUAAUUGCAACUGCCACCAACUUUAAAACUGAACGCUGCCAGUCAAAAUUCCAAGUGUGUUGCAUUUACAUAUAGGCUUACUACAAAAUAUUUACACAGCGACAAACAAAACCGCAGAAUAUUGAAGUUAAGAUAGCAAAACUAUCUGUUAGCGUAAAGAGAAAAAUCUUUGAAAUAAAUCAAUGAUAGCCGAAAAAAAGAGUAAUCCACACCCAAAAAAUCGAAUUCAAUUUUGCGAUAAGCUGCGAUAAGUUUAAAAAAGAUUUCUUAUUCCAAAAUUGAGUGAAAAGUUUAGUACGAACACUUUUUCAGUUGUUAUUCACUUUUCGCCUUCAUUCCUGAAAAGUGAUUACAGAAAAAUCAUCAGCCAAACUUUCACAAAACUUUCUCCCGACUUGAGGGUGGAAUGAAAAUUUCAUAAAUAUUGAUUCGCAUGCCUUUCUUUUUUCACUCUGACAGUAAAUAAAAUCGAACAAAUUUGUAGCCAUCAGAAUGGGUUGUAAAAACAUUUAGUUGUACAGAUUUUUCUCUUGUUUUCAAUUUAAAAACCAAACCCUUUAGCACUCAGUGAUAUAGCAAAGAAAACAAAAGGAAACACACAAUAUUUUAUUGCACAGCAAAGCAAAUAAAAAAGUGAGAAAUAUCUUUAAUCCAAUACUUGUUCAGCUCCGUUAUGAAAUAUUCAAGUAAUAAAUCCACAUAAUUGAAGCAUUUAUUUUGAUGUUUAGCAAACAAAAAACAGCGUAAAAUAUGAAUGCAGAAAAAGAGAAAUGCAUCAGUAUUUUUUGGGAAUGUUUGCGCAACAAUUUAUGCAUGGAAAUUAAGUUAAAUAAAUGAACUUACAUUUUUUAAUAAAAGUUGCGCAUACACAAAUCACCCCCAGCAAUAGAAAUCAAUUAAAUGGAUAAUUAAAUUUUAAGGACAUUGUAAAUACAUAAACAGAGUAAACCAAAGAGUAUAGGAAAUCUAUGUGAACAGAAGUUUAAUUCGAAAUAUAAUAUGUUUAAAGUAUGAUCAAUACAAUUUAAAAUAUACUAAGUAAGAAAUGGAUUUUUGGAAGUCUUUGUGUGGCUCUGAGUAAGAUAUUAGUUGUAGAUCUCAAUUGCAUAAUUGCAUUCACUGUAUACUUUUAAGAAUGUUAAGAUUUGAUUUCCCAUUGUCCUUAAAACUAUGUAUUAUACAAAAUCAAUGCUUUAGAAUUUGUAUUUAUUGCCCAAACACACUCAGACCACAUUCACAUUUUUCCACUAUCCAUCUAGAUAUAAGCCAAAAUAUAUUUGUAAUCCAAAACCAAAUGAGAUCAAAAUAGUCGAUAAACCUAUGUGUAAGUCUGCAAUUUUGUUUAACAGUCCAUUUGGUCAAUGUCCGUUUUAUAGUUUCCUCUCCAACUAAGUGUAAACUAUUAAAAACUGUUCUCCAAAUGAAAACUAAAACAACAGAAAUGUACACGCCAGGCGUUUGUAACAUUUUAUUCACAUUUUUAUUGCGAAACCAAACAAAUUAAACUAAUUUUUACUGUACACCUAGACCGUAAUGAUAUACGAUAUUAUACAAUGUAAAACAGAAUAUACGAUUACUAUAAAGUAAAUAAAAUGAAAAUUAAACUAA